AUGAUGCUCAACCUGGCCAUCGUGGUCUUUGCUCUCUGCGUUGCUGUCAGCACCCUCUCCUAUGACGCAUGCACGACUACUAUCGUGUGCCCUCCGGCCCAAGGUCCUAUGUGCGGCGACUCGUUCUUUUGCCGUGUCGGCCAGAUCUGCUGCCCCAAUAUGGAUUUUCACUGCGCGGAUCCCGACAAGGUCGGCGAGCAGUGCCCUCACUAA
This is a messenger RNA of Penicillium cosmopolitanum, 213 nucleotides long. RefSeq lists its product as uncharacterized. The transcript has a single exon. The coding region runs from base 1 to 213 and encodes 70 amino acids. NCBI's taxonomy places the organism in Eukaryota, Fungi, Ascomycota, Eurotiomycetes, Eurotiales, Aspergillaceae. The record is from RefSeq and is a predicted model, not a curated record.